Messenger RNA from Triticum turgidum subsp. durum (durum wheat), 330 nucleotides. NCBI's taxonomy places the organism in Eukaryota, Viridiplantae, Streptophyta, Magnoliopsida, Poales, Poaceae. The record is from the annotation of a GenBank genome assembly.
AUGGCCACCGACCAGGCGACGAAUAAUGAAAUGGUGCCCAAAGAAUUGAAAGGAGGUGCAACGACGGAGCAGGACUACAAUACCCUGGACGACGACGACCACCACGACUUCCUUAGUCCUGAAGCAAUGACGACGGCGAUGGCGAGAGGCAAGGGCUCGACUUCCAAGGGCGGUUCGAGUGCCUCGCUAGCCAGGCGAUCCGAUCCGAUCCGGCCCGGCGUUGUUGGAUGCAGGCACUCGAGUCCUGGCGUGGUCCUCCUCAAAUGCAGCGGCAGCGCGGCCGAAGACGAGGAGAGGUCUGACCGACCGACAGUGUUGCAUGGCGACUGA